Molecule: messenger RNA, 978 nt
Organism: Penicillium expansum
Lineage: Eukaryota; Fungi; Ascomycota; Eurotiomycetes; Eurotiales; Aspergillaceae
Exons: 1
Coding region: 1-978 (325 amino acids)
Source: RefSeq, a predicted model, not a curated record
AUGCUCAGUCACUUUUUGAUCUUUGUCUUUCUUUCCGUGUUUGCAUUUGCCAGAAACACCCCCAACCGUUACAAUCAACAAAAUCAUCGCAAUCAUCACGAUCAGCUUUUGCGCGAAGUUUACCAAUUUCCAAAUGCUACUUGGGUUGAAAAUAUUGCCGUUCGACCAAAUGGAAACUUGCUCGUCACUCUAGUGAAUACACCCGAGGUCUGGGAAAUUAUACCUUCCGGGCCACUUGAACAAUCUCGGGCACGCUUGGUCCACCACUUCAGCAACGCUCAGAUGGCGACGGGGAUCACCGAGCUCACACCCGAUGUUUACGCAGUCAUAUCUUCCAACCACGUUUGGAAAUUGGACCUAAGCAAGAAGGACGGGAAAGCCAUUACGAAACUGAUCAAUUAUAUUCCAAUCGGAAGCUUGAAUGGUAUGACACUCUUGAACAAAGCAGCAGGAAUUGUCGCCAUCGCCGACUGUCAACUUGGGCUUGUGUGGCGACUUGACACAACUUCGGGGGAAUACUCUGUGAUGCUGAAGGACCAGACCAUGGAGGCAAAUUACGAUAUUGGGCCAUUACUUGGAAUCAAUGGGGUGAAGGUCCUCGGCGAUUACGUUUACUAUGUCAAUACCCCCCAGCGGCUUUACUGCCGCGUCCGUGUCGACACGUUUACUGGUCAGGCGGUGGGCCCAUAUGAAAUAAUCAGCAAAGGAGUUAUCGCAGAUGAUUUUGCGAUCAGUGCACACGGUGUAGCAUAUCUUGCUGGGCUUACAGACAAUGUGGUCGCCAGGGCCUUUCUCAAUGGGACACAGGAAGUUAUUGCCGGGAGCCUGAAUUCAACUGCAGUUAUGACGGCCACCUCAGCGGCACUGGGACGAAACAAAUACGCGAAUGUUCUUUAUAUCACGACUGGUGGGGAGACAACGGACGUGACCAGCUAUACCGGAAGAGGAAAGAUCAUGGCACUUACUCUCGAUCUGUGA